This is a messenger RNA of Hyla sarda, 1009 nucleotides long. RefSeq lists its product as uncharacterized. Bases 145 to 879 code for a protein of 244 amino acids. The record is from RefSeq and is a predicted model, not a curated record. Lineage: Eukaryota; Metazoa; Chordata; Amphibia; Anura; Hylidae. The transcript has 5 exons. Gene Ontology annotation, cellular component: trans-Golgi network.
CUUCCGGGUUACACAGCAGCCAAUCGGAAAGACGCGUUUGGCGCAAAGGCUCUUGGAGAUUGUAGUUCUGUCACUCGCACGUCACGACGCAGAGACUUCAGUUGGAACGAACCAAAGUGAAAACGUGCGGGGGAGGGACUAGUUAUGGGGGACCCCAAUGGAUGCAUUAAAGUAAACCCCUGCAAAUGCCUGAUGAAGGACGGCUCCGGGGUGGUCAAUCUGGCGGCGUUAGGAAAUAUGGCGGGUUUUCUGACGCAGAACAUGAAGGUGCGGCGUGAAGUGCAGGGGAAGAGCGUGGAACAAUCCAUCACCUUCAGCCCCUGCCAUCCCUUCAGUGAACCCAUGGCCCUCGUGAACUGCUCCCAUGUGGCCGUGUGCGUCGUGUCCAGAGACCCAGAGGCAAAAGAAAAUGUCCCCCAAUACACGGGAUUCGGGACGCAUGAUGGCAAUGAGUUUGUUUACAGCAACGAGAGCAAAAUUUUGUCGGUCACAUACAGAGCCUCACAGGAGAGUCCAUUGAGGACAGUGGUCCACUAUAACUGCAGCUCCGUCUCCAUGGUUACCUUCCCCCCGGUGGAGGACAUGACUGAGGUUCUGGAGAUCCUUGUACAGAGCCCGUGUGCCUGUCCCAGCAGCUGCCAGGCCGAAGACGUGGGCCCGGGGAACAUCAUCCUCAUCAUGUUCGUGGUGUCGCUAACAGCGUACUUCUUGUUCGGUGUGUCCACCCUGCGCUCCAUGCAGACCCUAGAAGGAAGUCACGUCACCCCCGAACCCCAUAUCUGGUGCGGGAUCUGCAGCUUGUUUUGGAGAAAUCAGAAACCCAUCUUGACGGAUGAGAGUUGUCAUGAAGAGGACUCCUUAGAGUAUUUCAAUGUAUGAAUGAAACUUCAAAUCCAACACAUAGAAUAAAAUUGCGCAGCUGCAGUACCAGACACAGCCCUAUGAACAUGAGUGGCGCUGUUUCUUGGGAAAAUAAAACAGAUCCUUUUUCUUUUCUCACAUAGUGCUU